Molecule: messenger RNA, 2335 nt
Organism: Cucumis melo (muskmelon)
Lineage: Eukaryota; Viridiplantae; Streptophyta; Magnoliopsida; Cucurbitales; Cucurbitaceae
Product: MLO-like protein 8
Exons: 15
Coding region: 351-2069 (572 amino acids)
Biological process (GO): defense response
Cellular component (GO): membrane
Source: RefSeq, a predicted model, not a curated record
AUUUCAUCGUCCUUCCUUUACAAUUAUUAUUCUUAAAAAUGGCUCAUUUAAUUGGAUGGACUUUGGAGUGAUAGUAAAAUUGGCGUUAGUGGCGUGCAGAUCGGUUUAAUUAUUUGUGUAACCUUUGCUUUUUAGAGUUUAACGUACAAUUUUAAAUUUUUUGAAUUGAACCUCUUCUCUCAUUAUUGAAUGAGCAAAUGGAUGGUGGGAUCCAUCGUCCCACCCACCCAUUGGUCAUCCAAUUCAAUAAUGUCGAACUUCAUCCCUCCUCUUCCACAACUUGAUUACUACUUCACUUUACUUUACCAAAAUUUAUUCGAUUUCUUCUUCUUCUUCUUCUUCUUCUUCUGAUGUCUGUUUUUUGUCUUUGCUUCUGCCUUUUAUUUACUGGCGUCGCCGCGUCCGGUGGAGACGGCAGCCCCCACUCCAGGGAUCUCGAUAACACACCCACCUGGGCUGUUGCUGCUGUUUGCUUCUUUUUCGUCCUUAUUUCCAUUGUCUUGGAAAAUGUUCUUCACAAACUUGGAACGUGGUUGACAGAAAAGCGCAAGAGUUCUCUGUAUGAAGCUCUGGAGAAGGUUAAGGCUGAGUUGAUGAUUUUGGGUUUCAUCUCCCUGCUUCUGACUUUUGCUCAAGCAUAUAUAGUCCAAAUCUGUAUUCCUCCGUCCAUUGCAAACUCCAUGUUGCCCUGUCCCCUUAAAGAGAAAGAUGCCUCAUCAUCUACAACCGAUGAAGACGAACAUCACCGGAGACUACAAUGGCUAAUUCGAAGAUCAUUGGCUGGAGGUCACAAUGUCGUCUCGUGUAAGGAUGGUAAGGUGUCUCUUAUAUCUAUUGAUGGAUUGCAUCAGUUGCACAUUCUCAUUUUCUUCUUGGCCGUGUUUCAUGUGCUCUUUAGUGUUAUCACAAUGACACUUGGAAGGGUAAAGAUUCGAGGCUGGAAGGAGUGGGAGCAGGAAACUUUAACGCAUAACUAUGAGUUUUUCAAUGAUCCUGCAAGAUUUAGGCUUACUCACGAGACAUCUUUUGUGAAAGCACACACCAGCUUUUGGACACGUCUUCCUUUCUUCUUCUAUAUUAGUUGCUUCUUCAGGCAAUUUUAUGGGUCUGUUAGUAGGGCUGAUUACUUGACGCUGCGCAACGGAUUCAUAACAGUCCAUUUAGCACCUGGAAGUAAAUUUAACUUCCAGAGAUAUAUCAAAAGGUCAUUAGAAGAUGACUUUAAGGUAGUCGUCGGUGUGAGUCCUUUUCUGUGGUCGACAUUUGUGAUCUUCCUGAUCUUUAAUCGAUCUGGAUGGCAUACAUUGUUCUGGGCAUCAUUUAUCCCUCUGCUUAUAAUCUUAGCGGUUGGAUCAAAACUUCAAGCCAUUUUGACUAGGAUGGCUCUUGAAAUCUCUGAGAAACAUGCAGUGGUCCAGGGAAUUCCACUCGUGCAAGGAUCCGACAAGUAUUUCUGGUUCGGUCGCCCUCAACUGAUUCUUCAUCUCAUGCAUUUUGCUUUAUUUCAGAAUGCAUUCCAGACCACCUAUAUUUUGUCUACACUGUAUUCUUUUGGCCUGAAUUCUUGCUUCUUUGGUGGUCGCAUCCUUACAAUUAUAAAAGUUGGUUUAGGGGUAGUAGCAUUAUUUCUUUGCAGCUACGUUACGCUUCCAAUAUACGCCCUUGUAAAUCAGAUGGGUUCAGGUAUGAAGAGGUCCAUCUUUGAUGAACAGACAUCAAAGGCACUCAAGAAAUGGCACGAAACGGCCAAGAAGAAGCGGGCUAAACGAGCCUCAGCAACUAAAACCCUCGGAGGUAGUUCAAAUGCUUCACCUCUACGCUCAUUGCGACGGUUUAAAACUACAGGACACUCCAUACGUGUGCCUACGUAUGAGGACCUUGAGUCAUCUGAUUACGAGGGCGAUCCAUCAGCAACACCUACACAAGUGUCAACAAGUGAAUCGAUUAAUGUUGAUGUAGAAGAUGGAGAUGAAAUACAAGAAAUCGCUGAAACAGAGCAAUCCCACAGUACAAUGCAAAGUAAAGAAGGAGAUGAGUUCUCAUUUAUAAAGCCUGCACCACUAGGAUAAAUAAGCUUGGUGGCCAUAGCUGAGAGUUUGUAGAGGUGUUAAGAUUUUGUUUGCACAUAUGAUCUAGUUUUGGUUGGGGUCACCCCAAAAAAAUAAAAAGAAAAUACGAAUGUACCAUAAAGCAUCAAGUCUUGGUUUGGUAGGAAAGUUGCAAAUGUUUAAUUUGUUGUCGUUUUAUGAAGAAUAUGUAUGUAAAGAGAAGAAAAGAAAGACAUUUUUGCAUGAAUUUAUAUCAUGGAGGUAAUUAGCAGUGGCAACUUCUAAAA